Messenger RNA from Salvelinus fontinalis (brook trout), 2166 nucleotides. RefSeq names its product C-type lectin domain family 4 member E-like. Lineage: Eukaryota; Metazoa; Chordata; Actinopteri; Salmoniformes; Salmonidae. The coding region runs from base 966 to 1793 and encodes 275 amino acids. The record is from RefSeq and is a predicted model, not a curated record. The transcript has a single exon.
UGUUGUAACUGGGGUGCAUGAUGACCUUCCCUGAGUUGAACUGCUCAGUGCCCUCGUUGACGACAAUGUUGUGUGGUCACCUAGACACACCUGAAUGUGGCUGGGGAGAGAGGGUUAAUCAGAUGUACAAAUACAGUUAUGUCGAACAUACUGUAGAUGGCUUUGGUAAAUGUUUUUGAAGAAAGUUUCAUCAGUCACGACUUGUAGCAGUGAGCAGCAGAUGCCACCCAUGUGCUGGAGAUCAGGGAGCCACCACAGAAGUGGUACCCAGACUGCAGAGAUGCCUGGUAGGAUGCAGAGUUCUUUCUGCACUCAUACCCUCCAACAAUCUUGUCAUCCUCAUCGUCAAAUGGGGGCAGCGACUGAAAUACUGGAAGAAUCAGUGUGAAAUUGCAUGGAAAUACAACUCAUGCAAACAGAACGGUACACGUGUUCAGUAAAUAUUCCGAGUAUUAUCACAGGAUGGACACCAAUGCGAACUUAAACCAUUUCUCUCAACGAGUAAAGCAAGGACUUACAUGCAACAGCAAACAGAGCCAGGAGAAUACCGUACUUCAUGAUUGUGUUUUUUAGCUGCAACACAGGACUCAAUCAUGAAGACAAACUGUUAUAUACCCACUUCACCGGCCACAUUAUCUGAUCUUCUCAAGGAUUUGCACUUCUGUGAACAGUAGGCCUAUAUCUGACGCUCAGACAUUACUCUACCUGGGAAAGAAUUAUGUCCACCUGAAGUGACACGAGCAUCUGCAUUUUUCUUAUUCUUAUUUUCAUACACACAACUUAGGUGGCAGCUUAGUUGUAUAUUUUCUAACACUUGCAUGGUGGGUGGUUCCGUUGUCGUUUCCUUUCUCGCGGGUGUCUUCCUGUUCCAUAGGGUCUUAACACCAGUACAGUGCAGUCACAGAGACACAUUAGAAUACAGUGUAUGUUAUAGUUGAAUUGGUCCGACAGAGGAAAAUAACACGAUGUCUGAGUGUAUCAUUGACAGCAAAAAAUGCAUUAAAAAGGAGGAACAAGACUGUGGUGAUUCUGAUGAGUGGACUACGGUCAUAUUUGUCAGUGCAGAGACCCUGAAAGGGCAUUAUUCUGGUACCAAGAUAGAAGACACCACACCAAAGAGUAGACCUGGAGAAAGUAACUACGGCUCUGAGGGCUCGAUGGGGAGACGCUCCAGAGUUGCUGCAGCGUGUCUGGGCCUGCUGUGCCUUCUCCUACUGGCUGGGAUCAUGGUGCUGUUUGUCUACUAUAAUGGAGUCACUGUCAGUUUGAAGGAGAGGUUGUUAGUUUAUAGAACCAGCAACAACAACCUGACUGAACAAAGAGACGAGCUACAGGUCCAAAACAAAAACCUGGAUAAAGAAAAGGCCGAUCUAAAGAGAAGGUACAAUAUGUUGAAUCAAACCUGCCUUGAAGAAUGGAAGAAGUUUGGUUCCAGUUUGUACUACAUCUCUGACAGGACUGAAUCGUGGGAUGAGAGCAGACAGAACUGUCUAAACAGAGGAGCAGACCUGGUGAUCAUAAACAACAGAGCGGAACAGCAAUUCAUCUGUACAUUUAAAAGGUUUUUCUGGAUUGGUCUGACUGACAGAGAGACAAAGGGGACUUGGAAAUGGGUGGACGGGACACUAAUGACCACAGGGUUCUGGUCUCCUGGUGAGCCAAAUGGUGCCUCUAUCGACUCUACUGAGGACUGUGCUGAGGUUAACACCUUCAAUGACCAAAAGAAAAACUGGAAUGAUCUCAGGUGUCGUGAACGGCGGCACUGGAUUUGCGAGAAAUUGGCUGAUCAGUAGCUCAACCUGGUACAUGCCUCAGAUAAACGCGUGCAAACACACCUACAGGUCACACACCAUCUGCAAGACUGAAACAAUUCCCCAUGACAUCAUCUCAAUGAGCAAACAGUACCAACUGUUCUUGUCCAGACUAAACAUCUAUUCUAUGUGUUAAAAUUGUACCAAACAUAUCAACUUUGUUAUGUUUAUUUUUGUCAUAUCUGCCAUGUUUUUCCUGUAAUAUACCAAGAAAAAUUCCUAAUGUAUAAUAGAGCAUUACAUUAUUCUAUUUCAUUUAAAUACAUUCUAGUGACAAUCUAAAAAAUGAUUUCCUGUCCCUGAAUAUUGAAAAAGAAAACCUUUCAUGAAUUUAUAUGCAAUCAAAUACAUUCUG